Exophiala bonariae is the source of this 1059-nucleotide messenger RNA. RefSeq lists its product as uncharacterized. The coding region runs from base 1 to 1059 and encodes 352 amino acids. The transcript is spliced from 3 exons. Gene Ontology annotation, biological process: protein insertion into ER membrane. Gene Ontology annotation, molecular function: protein binding. NCBI's taxonomy places the organism in Eukaryota, Fungi, Ascomycota, Eurotiomycetes, Chaetothyriales, Herpotrichiellaceae. Gene Ontology annotation, cellular component: TRC complex; cytosol. The record is from RefSeq and is a predicted model, not a curated record.
AUGUCGGCCAAAAUAGCAAAAACGAUUGCCCGACAGAAAGAAAAAAUCGCCGAAGGAAACUUCUACGAAGCCCACCAACAGCUACGAGUGAUCACAUCCCGCUAUCUCAAAGCCACCGACUACCCCUCGGCAUGCGACGUACUGUUCAAUGGCUCGCUACUCCUCCUGCGCGCCGGACAAGGCGGUUCGGGUGGGGAUCUGGCACUCAUGCUGUUGAACGAGGUCUACAUCAAAGGAGAAUGGCCAUGUGAUGAUCAGAACAAGAAGAGGUUGACCGAGAUACUACAUGCCUUCCCCAAAGAUGAACCCACCCGCAAGAGAUUCAUCACCGAGAUUGUGGGCUGGUCGAGUCGUUUUGGCGAGAUCGAGAGAGGCGAUCCAGACCUGCAUCAUGAAGCUGGUCGAUUAUACGCUGAAGAAGGAGAAGCCUACGACGCCGAACGGCACCUCGUCCUGGGCACAUCGCACUCACCCCCGAUCCUCGCCCGCCUGCACUACACCUGGUACAAAGAAGACGCACCACACCUGGCACCGCUCUACGCCUCACGCUCAGUGCUCCCCUACCUGAUCGUCGGCAAUCUCUCGUCGGCAACCCUAGCGCUCAGCACAUUCACGUCGCAACUAACGACGCAAAACCCGCAUCUGCUGGCCAUGUCGCAGCCGCUGGAAUCCGCCAAAUCCGGCCUCAGCCUCCGCAUCUUCCCGUCGAUCCCACUGCUGAACUUCCUCUCGCUGAUCGUGCUGGCGGCGCAGAAAGGCGACGCGGGCCUGUUCAAGCAGCUGGCCAAAUACUACGCGCCGCACCUGAAGGACGUCGAGGGCCUGUGGGGCGACGCCCUCGCGCAGAUCGGCGAGAUCUGGUUCGGCAUCAAGAUCCCCCGCCAGGGUGGCAAUCCCCUGUUCGACAUGAUGGGCAGUAUGUUGUUUGGCGGCCAGGGCGGUGCGAAGGGCGGUGCCGGCGGCAGUGGGAGCGGUAGUACGCCUCGGAGCGGCACGCCCAAACCUAUUGCGGCGCCGAAGAAGGACGUCGAGAAGCCCCCGACCAUGGAUCUGGAUUGA